AUGAAAGUUCUAGACUUCAUGAGGAUUGUCUCUGCCUUACUGCUGGAGACAUCUAUUAUAUUUAUAUCUGACAACUUACCCACACUUUCAGCUGCAGUUAUAGGCAUUUAAUCCUUCUUAGAGCCUUUUGAAUGGUGCCACACAUCAAUCCCAGCAUUACCAUAGGAUCUAUUAGAGAUUACAGGAGCUCCAACACCAUUCAUUGUAGGCAUUCUAAGAUCUCAAGAGUAAUCAAUAGAAUGGUCUGAAAUUACUAACUAAUGUUUGCUUGUUGAUUUCAAAGAUGACAUGAAUUAGGUUGAGAUUACUGAAAGUGGAGGCAGUUUCAAUUAACCUUACUUCCAUUCUCUUGUUGACUAUUUGGCACCAUGUUUUGAUUAAAUCAAUACUGGCAGGAACUCUGAGCCAGUUGAGAUAGAGACCAUAAGUAAGCAUAUAAACAGAAUAGCAAUGCUUUUGAAAUAUUCUCUGAAGGUUUUCAUAAUCAAUUUAUUGCCCAUUGAUAUUUUGACUUAGAAAGUGAAGCUUGCAUCUGUUGAAGAUGUUAAAUAGCUAAUCUUAUCAAGAUGUGAUGAAUAUGACAGAGUUUUCUUAUAGCAAUUAGUUGAGACCCAAAUGUUCACUUAUUUUGUUGAUGGAAAGUACACUCUUAAAUAAGAGGAUUGA
Messenger RNA from Stylonychia lemnae, 666 nucleotides. NCBI's taxonomy places the organism in Eukaryota, Ciliophora, Spirotrichea, Sporadotrichida, Oxytrichidae. The record is from the annotation of a GenBank genome assembly.